Formica exsecta is the source of this 2844-nucleotide messenger RNA. RefSeq names its product mitochondrial intermediate peptidase. The transcript is spliced from 10 exons. NCBI's taxonomy places the organism in Eukaryota, Metazoa, Arthropoda, Insecta, Hymenoptera, Formicidae. The record is from RefSeq and is a predicted model, not a curated record. Gene Ontology annotation, molecular function: metalloendopeptidase activity. The coding region runs from base 71 to 2179 and encodes 702 amino acids. Gene Ontology annotation, cellular component: mitochondrion. Gene Ontology annotation, biological process: peptide metabolic process.
UAGAUCCUAGGUAUAUAACCUGUAGUUUUGCAAAUAACUUGUUUCCAUAUAACUUUUACAUUUCUGAAAGAUGCUACGAAUAUUUGAAAAACAAAUUUUUCGGAAUAUACGAAAUGGUAGGAGAUUAAACACUUGGUCACAUCUCGCCACGGCAUUUAAUUCCGCUGUUAGUGAUGAAAAUCACUCGGUAAAUAUAUUGAAGAAAGAAACGGGACUGUUUGGUAUUCCGGAGUUAAAAAGUGAAGAUGGUUUUAACAUAUUGAAAAGUCGUGCAUUAGCACAUGUGGAUGUUCUCAUCGAUGAAGCUAUAAACAAAGACAGGAAGAGAAAAAUGGUGGAAAUAUUUGACGAAUUAUCCAAUACAUUAUGUAAAGUAGCAGAUAUGGCUGAAUUUAUUAGAGUUGCACAUCCCGAUCAACAGUAUGUUCAAGCUGCUGAAGAUGCUUGUAUAACUAUCAGUGGCGUAGUCGAAAAAUUAAACACACAUCGUGAACUGUAUGAUGUGUUAAAAAAAGUGGCAACUAAUGGUGAUACUCAGGUGACAUCCGAUAUAGACAAUCAUGUGGCUAAAUUAUUCUUAUUCGAUUUUGAACAAUGUGGUAUACACUUACCAGAAAGGCAAAGGAGAAAAGUAGUCAAAUUAAACGAUUAUAUUUUGCAAGUGGGUCAAAGGUUUAUGGGUGGUGCUGUUACUCCGAGGACGGUUGAUGCCGACGCAUUACCCGAUGUUAUCAGGCAAUAUUUUGUGACGGACAACGGUCAGAUAUUAGUGCAAGGAUUUUACACAGACUCCUCCAAUACUGCUGUUCGUGAAGCGGCAUAUAAAUUGUUUCUGUUCCCGGAUAAAGAGCAAGAUUAUCUAUUACACGAACUCUUGAGCUCCAGACAUCUACUGGCAGAAUAUUGUGAAUUUCCAUCAUAUGCACACAGAGCUGUGAAAGGAAGUACGGUCGAAUCGCCAGUUGUUGUGAAAGAAUUUCUUAAUGUAUUAAAUGAUAAUUUGCAAUCUAAAGCAACACAAGAUUUUCAAGAAAUGCAAAAGAUGAAAGAUGCCGAAUCGCAUUUGAAACAAGAAUUGAUGCCAUGGGAUACCGCCUACUUUAUGGCAAAAGCAAAGAAAGUUUGGUUAAAUACCUCUACUACUGAAUUUGCUCCAUACUUUUCCCUUGGUGCUUGUAUGGAGGGUUUAAAUAUCCUUACGCAAUCAUUGUAUGGAGUUAGGCUCGAAUCCAUCCCAGUGUUAUCUGGAGAGGUAUGGGCGAAUAACGUUCACAAAUUAGCUGUAAUAGAUGAAGAGGAGGGAAUCUUGGGUUAUAUUUAUUGCGAUUUCUAUGAAAGAAUGGGAAAAUCUAAUCAAGACUGUCAUUUUACAAUCCAAGGUGGAAAGCAAUUACCAGAUAGUUCUUAUCAGAAUCCUAUAGUUGUACUCAUGUUAUCAUUACCAUAUCCACGGUGGUCAAAUCCAUGUUUAUUAAGUCCAUCAUCUGUGGACAAUCUGUUUCAUGAAAUGGGCCAUGCGUUGCAUUCUAUGCUUGGACGAACGAAAUAUCAGCAUGUUACUGGUACUAGAUGUAGCACAGAUUUCGCGGAAGUGCCAAGUGUGCUGAUGGAAUAUUUUGCAAGUGAUCCUAGGGUUGUAUCAAAAUUUGCAAAACAUUUUCAAACUCAAGAACCAAUGCCGGAAAAUUUAUUGCACAAACUGUGCGCUUCAAAGAACAUUUUCUGCGCCUCUGAAUUACAAAAUCAAGUAUUCUAUAGUAUGCUGGAUCAGGUGUAUCAUAGUGGUAAACUAACAAAAUCCACCAGUGAGAUUUUAGCAGAUGUACAGAAGGAAUAUUAUGGUCUUCCAUAUGUGAAAAAUACAGCAUGGCAAUUGAGAUUUUCACAUUUGGUCGGAUACGGCGCAAAAUAUUACUCCUAUCUAAUAUCUCGUGCAAUCGCCGCCUGGAUUUGGCAAACCUACUUCCAUAAUGAUCCCUUCUGCCGAUCGGCAGGUAACCGUUAUCGAAAGGAAUGUUUAGCACAUGGAGGUGGUAAGCCAGCAUCGCAAUUAGUGUCAGAUUUCUUAAACAAGGAAGCUACUGCUGCUACAUUUGCAAAAUCGUUAAUCAACGAAGUAGAUAUGAAGAAUCUACACAUGGAAACCAUAAAACAACGUAAUAGUAUAAAAUUUUCAUAACUUGCUACAAUACCAAAACUUGAGCUUUUGUAGCAGAUGUGUAAUAUUUUGCAUAUGUGUUAGAUACAGUUUUGUAUAACAAACUCUUCAGUAUAGAAUGUACAGAAUACAUUUUUAUGAGAAAAAAAUGAAUGUACAAUACAGAUUGUUUCUAGAUAAACUGCAUAUGAAAAAAAAAUCCUACAUUUUUAAUGACAAAUUCUUACAUUAAUGUGGUAUUAGUGUUUCUUUAUCACAAAAUCGUUAUUUACUAUAAGUUUUUAAUUUUCGAUAUUAUAACUAAUUCUUUAAUUAAAAUUGAAUAUCAAUGUAAAAUUUACUUGAAAAUUUAAUUAGAAAAAUAUAUUUGUCAUUUAUAUAUUUCUUUUUUUUCUUUGGACACUUUGUGAUUUAACUUAUUCCUUCAUUAGGAAUCGACCAAAAAUUAACUCUAGUAUCAAAAUAAUAUUAUUAAAAAAUAAUAUAGUAGAAAAUAAACUCUUUGUAAAAAUUCCUUCUACAUUUUUUGUUUUGUGAACCAAAAUCUCACAUUGCAAGAUUAUAAAUAAUUGAUAUAAUACCAUUAAGCAGCGUUAAUUUCUUUUUUUUCUCUCUUAAUUAUAUUUUAUUAUAAGUACAGAAUCCUUUAUACUCUCUAUGUACAAUGUUGGUAAAUCUAUAAAUUA